Molecule: messenger RNA, 1396 nt
Organism: Tupaia belangeri chinensis (Chinese tree shrew)
Lineage: Eukaryota; Metazoa; Chordata; Mammalia; Scandentia; Tupaiidae
Gene: TMEM98
Product: transmembrane protein 98
Exons: 6
Coding region: 71-751 (226 amino acids)
Cellular component (GO): endoplasmic reticulum
Source: RefSeq, a predicted model, not a curated record
GAUCUUGUGUUCCCUGAAGCAUUAGCCCUCGUGGAGGAUGUGACCGGGACUGAGAGAGCCAGCUGGAGGCAUGGAGACCGUGGUGAUUGUGGCCAUAGGCGUGUUGGCCACCAUCUUUUUGGCUUCGUUUGCAGCCUUGGUGGUUGUUUGCAGGCAGCGUUACUGCCGGCCCCGAGACCUGCUGCAGCGCUAUGAUUCCAAGCCCAUUGUGGACCUUAUCGGUGCCAUGGAGACCCAGUCGGAGCCCUCUGAGUUGGAACUGGAUGAUGUUGUCAUCACCAACCCCCACAUCGAAGCCAUUCUGGAGAACGAAGACUGGAUCGAAGAUGCCUCGGGUCUCAUGUCCCACUGCAUUGCCAUCUUGAAGAUUUGUCACACUCUGACAGAAAAACUUGUGGCCAUGACAAUGGGCUCUGGGGCCAAGAUGAAGACUUCAGCCAGUGUCAGCGACAUCAUUGUGGUGGCCAAGAGGAUCAGCCCCAGAGUGGACGAUGUUGUGAAGUCGAUGUACCCUCCAUUGGACCCGAAGCUCCUGGAUGCACGGACAACUGCCCUUCUCCUGUCUGUCAGUCAUCUGGUGCUGGUGACCAGGAAUGCAUGCCACCUGACUGGGGGCCUGGAUUGGAUUGACCAGUCGCUGUCGGCUGCUGAGGAGCACUUGGAAGUCCUUCGAGAAGCAGCCCUGGCUUCUGAGCCAGAUAAAGGUCUCCCAGUCCCUGAAGUCUUCUUGCAGGAGCAAUCGGCCAUUUAGUGCCUGCAACCUAGCAGCUAGCUGUGAGGGCCAGCCUGCUGCUGUCCCUGGGUGGUUCAGCUGAACCCUUCACUUUUGGGUAGAGUUAGUUAGUCUUCUCAGCUCAGGAGUCCAGCCAUGAGCGUGUAGUAAAACAGCAGAAUUUCGUCCAUUGAUGCUUUUGUUGCAGUUGCGAAUGGUGGCUGGUGAGUGGCAGUCUAAUACUACAGUUAGGGGGAUGCCGUUUCCCAUCUCUACAGCAGAGUGGAAAACUGGUGGGCUGUCAGCUUUAUUUAGCUCACCUCAUGUUAUCAAGGAAAUUGAGCCACCAUCUGAGAAUCAAGGGGUUUCACAUUAAAAUCAGAAUUUCUGGCUUCUCUUAACAAUCAGAAGUUGUGGUAGUUCUGAUCUGCAUCUUCCAAAGCGGACAAUCAUUAGAACUAAGUAGGGUAUGCCUCUUUGGGCAAGACUUGUACUUUCUCACCUGGCCUGUUUUAUUAGUUGUAUUAUCUGCCCGAUGCCUGAGUCAUCUGGGCUCUCCUUCCCUUGACAGAUUGGGGUUUGAAGCUAAGCACUGCAAAGUCGAUUAUUUCCUUAUCACUGUGCCUGUAAUUUUACCUCACUACCACUAGGUGGAUAGUAAAUUUUUACUUACGUUUCCCUUAA